AUGAAGUCCUUCGUCCUCACGGCCCUCGCCGGCCUCAUCGGCGCUGCCCAGGCUACCGUCCAGGGCUUCGAUAUUUCCCACUACCAGAGCAGCGUCAACUUUGCCGGCGCUUACUCUUCCGGUGCCCGCUUCGUCAUCAUCAAGGCCACCGAAGGAACCACCUACAUCGACUCCUCAUUCUCCUCCCACUACAGCGGCGCCACCUCCGCCGGCCUAAUCCGCGGCGGCUACCACUUCGCGCACCCGGACUCCUCCACCGGCGCCGCUCAGGCGGACUACUUCCUCGCGCACGGCGGCGGCUGGUCCGCCGACGGCAUCACCUUGCCCGGCAUGAUCGACCUGGAGUCCGUCUCGGGCAAAGCCACUUGCUUCGGCCUGUCGACUUCGGCCAUGGUCUCGUGGAUCAAGUCCUUCUCGGAUCGCUACUUCGCCAAGACGGGCCGCUACCCCAUGAUCUACACCAACUACUCGUGGUGGAACCAGUGCACUGGUAACUCUGCCAGCUUUGCCGCGACCAACCCGCUGGUGCUGGCGCGGUGGUCGAGCACGGUGGGCACCCUGCCGGGGGGUUGGAGCGUUCAGACUAUUUGGCAGAAUAAGGAUACGUAUACUUAUGGUGGUGACUCGGACGUGUUCAACGGGAGCCUUGAUCGCCUUAAGGCUCUUGCUAAGGGCUCUUAAGUAGCGGGUCAAGUUGAGGAUGUUGUUGGUUAAAUCUGAGAGGGAGGACUGGGACUGGACUGGACCGUUUGCACGCACGGCGGGAAGGUUUUGGUUUUGGUUUUUUUUUCUUUGAAGAAAGGAGAUAGAUGGCAUACCUAGAAGGGUUUGAGUUCCAGGGGGUCCAACCUGUGCCCAAACACUUCUGUAGUGUAGGUAUGUCGUAAGGACGUGUAGGUAGAUAUUUAGCUGUAUCAAGUAUGAAGUUCUUCCAUUCACAGAAUACAUACUCACCUAAGUACGCUUCCAACAUCGAAUUUUGCGCCUACAAAGUUGAGGCCAUUCGAAAAGUGAUCGAGAGGUAGUAACACAAACCCAGUCAGUCGUCAUGAAUUGAUCGUCACUUUAGCCUCAGACAAGUCAUCGGCAGGGGUAACA
Neurospora tetraspora is the source of this 1098-nucleotide messenger RNA. Its product is annotated as glycoside hydrolase superfamily. Gene Ontology annotation, biological process: peptidoglycan catabolic process; cell wall macromolecule catabolic process; carbohydrate catabolic process. The transcript is spliced from 2 exons. Gene Ontology annotation, molecular function: lysozyme activity. Lineage: Eukaryota; Fungi; Ascomycota; Sordariomycetes; Sordariales; Sordariaceae. The record is from RefSeq and is a predicted model, not a curated record. Bases 1 to 681 code for a protein of 226 amino acids.